CUUAAAUUCACCACGCUGUUGUUUUCCUUCAAUUUUGAAUUUUUCAAUUUAUAAUGGUAAUGGAAAUUAAAAUGUUUGAAAAUAAAACACUUAAUUCACAAUGGCGAAUGGCACUACUAAAAUACUGGAAGAAGCUUUAAGCGAGUUAUCUCAACUACAGUCUAACGUCUCCACGUUGUCAACGAUUUUUACCGGACAUCCGCCAGAUCCAAUUCGGUUUGUUCAGCUGGAUGGAGAAAUCCGCCAGUUGCAGGCAACAAGCGAAGCGCUCUGCGUAACGUUAGACAAAGCCCUUAGGCUUGCUGUACCAAAAAUUAUUGAAGAUCCCCGCUCGAAAAACCAAGCGCUGGAGAGUUUGAAGGUGUACAAAAGAAAUGCAGAGCAAACGAUCAAAGAACAAACAGAGCAGAUCGCCCAACUUAAAGCCGAAUUAGCAACUAUCAAGGAAUCUUUUCCUAGGCAGGCCGCAGGACAAAUCGAGUCAAUAUCUUGGAUCGGUUCGAUAAUGGCCGCCUUGUUGUGGAAAGCGUGCAAACAGCAAGAAAGCGUCAAAGCCCUGAUUGGUACUGACAGUUUACGAGAAUUCAUCGGAAUGUCUAACUGUGUUCUAAGCAGCUUCGUAGCACGACACCAGCAAAGUGGGGAUUCGGUUCAACUUUCCUCUGAGAGUGAGGAUUAUAAAUUUCUGGCAUCGCUCUGCGGGGCAAUGACUAAUUUAGCCGCCUAUCCGGAAGGCAGAGCACACUUAGUCAGUGAGGCCGACGGUUUACUAUUUACGAACAGUCUUCUCCAUGCGGUGCAAUUACUUCGAAUGCCAGCUGGGAGGCUGCUGAAGCGCAUUUCACUAACCUUUGUCUACAACAUAUGCCUGGAACCAGCCGGGGUGCAAUUCGUUAUGAAAGAUGACAAUCGAUUGCGCAACAUUGUUGCCUGUUUGAAUCUGGUCAAUUCGGAAGACGUUCUGAUGUUAGCCGUCAGUUUGUUGGUCAGAUUGAUCAAGGCAGCUACGCCCUGCGACCAGAAAAAUGCCAUAUGUCGACAGGUCCCGCGAGGUAUCGUGAAAUACAUGACGGAUUUCAAUUAUCCUCUGUUGAAGGAAACUGCGACCCAUUUAUUAGAACUAGUAGAAUUUGAUUGGAGAAACGCAGUUGAAAAUGAAACCAUUUAGAGUAAUCGGAUAGAGUUAACCUCUAUUGUAUUAACAAACAGAUAGAACUAAUGGGAUAUGGGCGGUAUAACCGCAUAUUUUGCACAUAAAUCAGAAUGGCCUUUGAGGACCCCUAUUUUUAUAGCGCGAAGAGUUAAAUUUUUGCUGAUGACGAGUUGUUUCUUUUUUCCGAUCAUUUGUGGAAAGAGCUUCAGCGUUGCAGCAUAACUAAAAAAAAUAUAAAAAUAUAAGCAAAACUUGCUUUGCAAAUUUUUAAAA
Molecule: messenger RNA, 1426 nt
Organism: Wyeomyia smithii (pitcher-plant mosquito)
Lineage: Eukaryota; Metazoa; Arthropoda; Insecta; Diptera; Culicidae
Exons: 4
Coding region: 101-1168 (355 amino acids)
Cellular component (GO): cytosol
Source: RefSeq, a predicted model, not a curated record